AUGUAUGACGACCGUCGUGUGCUGUUUUCUUCUUCCUUCUGUUUUGCGUUCAACUGUUGUCUGAUAUUUGCUGGCAUCUCCAGGACGGAGCGGGAGGCAUCGACGGUCACAGGAUGCAAGGGGGAUAAGACCCCGGCCCUACUGCAGCUGGAACAGCUGCUGGCUCUUGGCCUCGAUCAGCGCACUGCGGAGACCGCUCUUGUCAACAGCAAGGUCACUGCCAAUCUUUCCGCCGUUAUAGCCGAGGCUGGUAUAACUUGGUGUGACAAGUCAGUAGGCAAUCUUUUGUAUGCAGUUGCCACCAAAUACCCAAGCAAUGCACUUGUCCAUCGUCCUAAUCUCAUCAACUAUAUUGUGUCCAUGAAGGUAAUAUCUUCUACCUUUUUCAUUGUCCGAUCGAAAAGAGUGCAGAUGAAGAACGCACACUCUGUUUCACAGCUCAUUUGUCUUACUUUUGUGAAUCUGAAGAGUUUCCUUCUGCCACCAUUCAGAUAAAGAACCCUGCACAGCUAGAUGCUGCUCUGUCAUUUCUUACUAAUGUUGGCCCUGAUUCUCUGGAUACUGGGAAGUUUGAAGAAGCCUGUGGUGUAGGUAUGUUUUUCUGCAACAAAAGUAUACAUGGUUCAACCAAUUUUUACUAAUGCAUGCC
Messenger RNA from Triticum aestivum (bread wheat), 649 nucleotides. RefSeq lists its product as uncharacterized. Lineage: Eukaryota; Viridiplantae; Streptophyta; Magnoliopsida; Poales; Poaceae. The coding region runs from base 1 to 495 and encodes 164 amino acids. Gene Ontology annotation, molecular function: ATP binding; aminoacyl-tRNA ligase activity. Gene Ontology annotation, cellular component: cytoplasm. The record is from RefSeq and is a predicted model, not a curated record. Gene Ontology annotation, biological process: tRNA aminoacylation for protein translation. The transcript is spliced from 3 exons.